Messenger RNA from Aspergillus fumigatus Af293, 1800 nucleotides. Its product is annotated as putative ferric-chelate reductase. The record is from RefSeq and is a predicted model, not a curated record. Gene Ontology annotation, molecular function: ferric-chelate reductase activity. NCBI's taxonomy places the organism in Eukaryota, Fungi, Ascomycota, Eurotiomycetes, Eurotiales, Aspergillaceae. Gene Ontology annotation, biological process: intracellular iron ion homeostasis; copper ion import; iron ion transport. Gene Ontology annotation, cellular component: plasma membrane.
AUGGGAGUAGAACUCGGAGGACCAGGGGUAGACCACUCCCACCCUGGCUACCCUCAUCGUCCUAUGAACCCGGUAUUGGCGACACCUCUCUUUGUCCUCAGCGGGGUCUUUACCGUUCUAUUCCUGUGUCGGGUGGUCAUAAGGUUUCAGCAUCGCCGUCGUUUACGUGAGAUUCUUCAGACAGAGGACCAGUGCAAGUUUUCGCGGACCAGCGUCAUCUUUGCCUGGAUUAAGAAACAUGCUUCAUAUGGGAAGCAUACCCUUACGACUGGAAGCUACGUUAGUUCUGGGAUAUAUCACGACCAAUUUGCUUUUCUUGUUCGUCCUAGUCGACUGGUGGACGGACUAUCAAGAAAAGAUGUACCAACUAAAAUAUGCCGCUGGACAUCUGGCAGUGAUGAAUUCACCUGUGCUCGUCUUGAGCGCGGGUCGGAACAAUCCCCUCAUCCCACUUCUGGGCAUUCCUUUCGACACAUUCAAUUUCCUGCACCGCUGGGUCGGACGAGUCAUGAUAGCUGGGGCCCUGAUUCAUAUGGGCUGUGUCAUUGGGGCCCAGGCAAUGCAGGGUGGGUGGUUCAGCCGUCUCAAAUGAUGGCCGCUGCUGACAAGGGCAACAGUAUCCAUGGACGCAAUCACGAAGGAACUUUGGAGUCAGCCUUUCUAUGUAUAUGGGAUGAUUGCCCUUAUUGCAUUUGUAGUUAUUUUCUUUCAAUCAGUAUCACCAAUUCGGCAUGCAUUCUACGAAGCCUUUCUUCAUUUUCAUAUAUUCCUCGCAAUCAUGGCAUUUGUUGGGCUGUGGUAUCAUCUGCGUGGCUUGGCCCAGCAGCGGGUUCUUUUGGCCACAGGAUUGCACGUCUCGUCAGCAUUCUCUGGCGGAAUUGCGGCAAACAGCGUACUUCUGCUACCGUUGAACUGUUGCCUGGAGACGUCGCCCGGGUUGAGGUCGCUGUGUCGCGUCCCUGGAAAUUCAAGGCCGGACAGUAUAUGUACCUCUAUAUCCCAUCGCUAGGACUAUGGACCUCGCAUCCGUUCUCCGUAGCAUGGACAUCCUCAGAUCGAAUGACAACCAACAAAAAGCGCGAUUCAAGCGACUCGUUCAAUGUAUUGCUGGGGGGACGGCAACGGACUACCAUGUCAUUCCUGAUCAAGCGGCGAGAUGGAUUUACCAACAAGCUGUUGACGAAGGUUCACAGAUCCGAGGCAGGGAGGUUUAACGCGACUGCGUUGGCAGAAGGGCCAUUCGGGGGGCUUCACUCGCUUGCAUCUUAUGGUACGGUACUGCUCAUCGCAGGGGGAAUAGGGAUAACUCCCCCACUUUCGUACCUGCAUGAGUUUGCCGAUGGUUUCUCCGACCGAUCGAUGGCGGUGCGGAGAGUCACCUUGGUAUGGGUUGUACGCCACCUGGAACAUCUGGACUGGAUCCAGCCGUGGAUGGCCUCUCUAUUCGACCAUCCAGCCGUCGAAGCCCCGAACGAGCGCAAGCAAACCUCAUACUUUCAGCUUUCUAAAUUCUCCUUAACAAUUCAAGUCUACGUGACAGCAAAAGGGUAUACCACAGACGAACACUUAUCCAACAAGAGCCCUUGGACCAAAUCGCCACCAUCAACUGUGUCUAUCAGCAUCAAGCACGGCAAACCAUCGUUUGCGGAAGUUGUGGAGGCGGAGAUGGAGCAGCAAGUUGGUGCGAUGGCUGUCAGUGUCUGCGGCCCUGGAGGAAUGGGCGACGAUGUGAGACAGGCCGUUCGUGAACGUCAGAAUGGACGGUUGGUUGAUCUUUAUGAAGAUACGUUUUCUUGGUAG